This is a messenger RNA of Brassica rapa (field mustard), 1840 nucleotides long. RefSeq names its product fatty acyl-CoA reductase 3. Gene Ontology annotation, biological process: long-chain fatty-acyl-CoA metabolic process; suberin biosynthetic process. The record is from RefSeq and is a predicted model, not a curated record. Gene Ontology annotation, molecular function: alcohol-forming very long-chain fatty acyl-CoA reductase (NADP+) activity. Lineage: Eukaryota; Viridiplantae; Streptophyta; Magnoliopsida; Brassicales; Brassicaceae. Gene Ontology annotation, cellular component: intracellular membrane-bounded organelle.
CUAAUACUAAGUAGUUGGGAGAAAGCAAAAAAUGUAGGUGAUCACAUUGAUUACACUUUGUAUAGCUUGAAAUUAUAAAUCGGACUCUCAUGUGAUCUUGUUGUUGUACUCGGUUGAAUUCUUUCUCUCGCUCAUACGUACAUACAAACAUAAAUUAUGUCGACAGAAACGGAGAUCGUGAGUGUUCUUCAGUACCUUGACAACAAAUCCAUAUUGGUCAUUGGAGCUGCUGGGUUCUUAGCAAAUAUUUUCGUGGAGAAGAUAUUAAGGGUGGCACCUAACGUGAAGAAACUCUAUCUUCUUCUAAGAGCAUCAACUGACAAAUCUGCUACCCAGAGGUUUAAAGACGAGAUUUUGGGGAAGGACUUGUACAGGGUACUGAAGGAGAAGUAUGGUCCAAAUCUAAAUCAACUUAAAUCUGAGAAAGUUACUGUUGUCAAUGGGGACGUUUCCCUUGAGGAUCUGGGUCUUCAAGACACUGACUUGGAACAUGAGAUGAUCCACCAAGUUGAUGCCAUUGUUAAUUUAGCUGCAACUACUAAAUUUGAUGAAAGAUACGAUAUAGCACUUGGUAUCAACACACUGGGUGUCCUCAAUGUCUUGAAUUUCGCCAAGAGAUGUGCAAAGAUUAAUAUCUUUGUUCAAGUAUCAACAGCUUACGUGUGCGGGGAAAAAUCUGGUUUGAUAAUGGAAACACCAUACCGUAUGGGUGAGACGUUGAAUGGAACCACCGGCCUAGACAUCAACCAUGAGAAGAAAUUGGUCGAGGAGAAACUUGACCAGCUCCGUGUCACUGAAGCCUCUCCUGAAACCAUCACUCAAACCAUGAAAGAUAUGGGACUCACCAGGGCAAGAACGUAUGGAUGGCCAAACACUUACGUUUUCACAAAAGCAAUGGGAGAGAUGAUUGUAGGGGCAAAAAGGGGAAAUUUACCACUUGUGUUGAUUCGUCCGACAAUUAUUACUAGCACUAUCAAAGAACCAUUCCCUGGCUGGACCGAAGGCAUCAGGACCAUUGAUAGUCUAGGUGUCGGAUAUGGUAAAGGCAGACUCACAUGCUUCCUUGGUGAUCUUAAUGCUGUUUCCGAUGUGAUGCCAGCAGAUAUGGUAGUAAAUUCGAUGUUAGUGUCGAUGGCUGUUCAAGCUGGAAAACAGAAAGAAACUAUUUAUCAUGUGGGUUCCUCGCUAAGAAAUCCCUUGAAGAAUAAGAAACUUCCUGAGAUAGCAUACCAUUGUUUUACUACCAGACCAUGGACUAACAAAGAAGGGAAGCUGGUUCGUGUAAGGAAUAUCGAGAUUCUAAGCUCUAUGGCUAGUUUCCACAGAUACAUGGCCAUACAUUACUUGAUCCCACUAAAGGGACUUGCAUUAUUAAACAUUGUAUUAUGCAAGCUUUUGGACAAAAGUUUGAAGGAUUUUCAUAGGAAGAUAAACUUUGCAUUCCGGCUCGUUGAACUUUACCAGCCCUACCUCUUUUUCAAUGGAGUAUUUGAUGAUACAAACACGGAAAAGCUGCAAGGAAUUGUGUUGAAGACAGAAGCCGAAACCGAGAUGUUCUAUUUUGAUCCAACAGUUAUCAAUUGGGACGACUAUUUUGUGGAUAUACAUGUUCCUGGACUGGUUAAGUACGUUUUCUAAUGAUGUCAUUUGUGUAACCUUUGUUUUAUCAUGUUCCAACGAGUAUAAAAUGUGUGAAAAAUAUAGUACUCGUUGAUCUGUUUUUAUUCGGCUAUGUUUUCAAACUUGGGAUGUUGCUCUUUUAAAAUUUUAAUUUCAGCAUUUGCAUAUCUAUAAUGGAACUAUAAUUUUUCAAUAAAAUUUUAUAUGACGUCUUAUGUUC